This is a messenger RNA of Dermacentor andersoni, 640 nucleotides long. RefSeq names its product ribosomal protein S7 (gene RpS7). Gene Ontology annotation, biological process: rRNA processing; translation; ribosomal small subunit biogenesis. Gene Ontology annotation, cellular component: cytosolic small ribosomal subunit; small-subunit processome; 90S preribosome. Gene Ontology annotation, molecular function: structural constituent of ribosome. The record is from RefSeq and is a predicted model, not a curated record. Lineage: Eukaryota; Metazoa; Arthropoda; Arachnida; Ixodida; Ixodidae.
CCUUUUCCGGCGCAAGCGCCCAAGAUGUAUUCUCAAAACGUGAAGAUUAUAAAGCCUCAGGGCGAAAAGGUGGACCCGUUCGAGGCGGGUAUUUCCCAGACCCUCCUCGAACUGGAAAUGAACAGUGACCUAAAGGCUCAGCUCCGGGAGCUGCACAUCGUCGAGGCCAAGCUUGUCGAAGUCAACGGCAAAAAGGCCAUCCUGAUCUACGUGCCAGUGCCUCAACUGAAGGCUUACCAGCGCAUCCAGGCACGACUGGUACGUGAGCUGGAGAAGAAGUACAGUGGCCAGUACGUGGUCUUCCUGGCCAAGCGCAACAUCCUGCCCAAGCCAACGCGCAAGACGCGCCAGCGCCAGAAGCGGCCACGCUCGCGCACCCUAACUGCCGUGCACGACGCCCUGCUUGAAGACCUGGUCUUCCCGGCUGAGAUCGUCGGCAAGAGGGUGCGUGUGCGCCUAGACGGAAGCCGGCUCAUCAAGGUGCACCUCGAACGCAGCCAGCAGACGAACAUUGAACACAAGACGGACACCUUUGCAGCCGUGUACAAGAAGCUGACUGGCAAGGAAGUGACGUUCGAAUUCCGUGAGCCCCCCUACUGAGGGCUUAGGACAUGUGAAUAAAGAGGGUGCGACAGCUGUU